AACAGUGGAUAAUCGAACAAAAGUCGGCAAAGAAUAAAAAGGCAUUAAAAUAAUUUUCGCAAAUUAGGCUUGUAAACAAAACGUUUCAAGAUGCCUGUGCUGCCUAUGCCGCCGCUAAUGCAGAAUGCCGUCGAACCAAUGCAAGUGGAUGCGCCCCCGAACGAAGACAAUGAAAACAAUGAAGAGCAGCAAAUUGUGGUAGAGAAUCCAACAAUCGAUUUGGAGGUAUAUGCCAAUCAAUACACUGGCAUUGCACGACUCGAUCGACUAAUAUACGUCGCCGACGUUUGCCCGGUACUCGCGGUGGAAGCACUCAAAAUGGCCAUCACCUACGUCCAGUCGACAUACAACGUGAAAGUCUAUCAAAUGCUGCACAAGCGUUUGAGUGACCUGCAAGCAGUUGGCGGAGCUGCUGGUGCUGGCGGCGCUGCUUUGGGCGGUGACCAAGCAGCUAGCGCUGCAGCUGCUGCUGCUGCCGCCGCUGCGGCAGCUCUGCCGGAUAUCGCUGCACAACCAGCUGCAGUAGCGGCUCAAGCCAAUGCGAGCAGCGCAGGAGGCGAGAAGGAUGCUUUCGCCUAUGACGCUGUCUGGGUGGAUGCCAAGUUAAAAAAGGCGGCACUCAAGCUGGAGAAACUCGAUUCCGAUCUAAAGAAUUAUAAAUCCAAUUCCAUCAAGGAGAGCAUCCGGCGUGGCCAUGACGACCUGGCAGAUCACUACCUCAGCUGUGGCGAUCUGACCAAUGCCUUGAAGUGUUAUUCGCGUGCCCGGGACUACUGCACCAGUGGCAAACAUGUGGUUAAUAUGUGCCUGAAUGUUAUCAAGGUUUCUAUUUACUUGAAGAACUGGGCGCAUGUCAUGAGCUACAUAUCAAAGGCGGAGAGCACACCUGACUUUUCCGAGGGCUCCAAGGAGGCGAAUGCACAGGUGCACACACGUCUAGAGUGCGCCGCCGGCUUGGCCGAGCUCCAGCAAAAGAAAUAUAAAGUAGCAGCCAAACACUUUUUGGCUGCCAACUUUGAUCAUUGCGAUUUUCCAGAGAUGAUCUCCACUAGCAAUGUUGCCGUCUAUGGCGGACUCUGCGCUUUGGCCACGUUCGAUCGCCAGGAGCUGAAGCGUCUAGUGAUUGCAUCCACAUCUUUCAAGCUGUUCCUCGAACUGGAGCCACAACUGCGUGAUAUUAUUUUCAAAUUCUACGAGAGCAAGUACGCCAGUUGCUUGACGUUGCUCGAUGAGAUUCGCGACAAUCUGCUGAUAGACAUGUACAUUGCUCCACACGUCAGCCUACUCUACACGAAGAUACGCAAUCGUGCGCUGAUCCAAUACUUCAGCCCGUACAUGUCUGCCGAUAUGCACAAAAUGGCCACAGCCUUCAAUUCGACCGUGAGUGAUCUGGAAAACGAGGUAAUGCAGCUGAUACUGGAUGGGCAGAUCCAGGCGCGCAUUGACUCCCACAACAAGAUUCUGUAUGCCAAGGAGGCCGAUCAGCGCAACAGCACCUUUGAACGUGCCCUUCUCAUGGGCAAACAAUAUCAGCGCCACACCCGCAUGCUAAUCCUGCGCGCUGCCAUGCUCAAAAAUCACAUCCAUGUGAAGAGCGUCUCCCGCGAGAGUGGCAGCAAUCAUGGCGCCGAGCUCUGUGUCUCUGCAGGCUCAAGCACAACCGCACAACUGGCUCGUAUUUAAAAUGAACAACAUGUAACAACAACAAUAGAGGAACAUUCGAUUAUAUUACACUUUCUGCGACUUUUAUUUGUGCGGCUAAAUAAAGUCUUAUAGCAAAGCUAAAAU
Molecule: messenger RNA, 1788 nt
Organism: Drosophila navojoa
Lineage: Eukaryota; Metazoa; Arthropoda; Insecta; Diptera; Drosophilidae
Gene: CSN1b
Product: COP9 signalosome subunit 1b
Cellular component (GO): COP9 signalosome
Source: RefSeq, a predicted model, not a curated record